Molecule: messenger RNA, 5493 nt
Organism: Puccinia graminis f. sp. tritici CRL 75-36-700-3
Lineage: Eukaryota; Fungi; Basidiomycota; Pucciniomycetes; Pucciniales; Pucciniaceae
Exons: 10
Coding region: 185-5308 (1707 amino acids)
Biological process (GO): ribosome-associated ubiquitin-dependent protein catabolic process; rescue of stalled cytosolic ribosome
Cellular component (GO): RQC complex; cytosol
Molecular function (GO): ribosomal large subunit binding; ubiquitin protein ligase activity; zinc ion binding
Source: RefSeq, a predicted model, not a curated record
GAUGUAUGCGCUCGACAUUGUCGUCAGUCUCCGAGCUCAUCCACCCUCGGUUUUCAAGCCAGCCACCACUUCAUCAUACUACAUAUAUUGACCAGCUUCAACUCCAAGCCGAACACCAGCUCGAGAGCGUUCCAUGACUUCAAUAUCGGCACGGUAAAGAGGAAAAAACACACACCUUGCUCGAAUGGCACCCAAAUCUUCUUCAGCUUCGGCAGCCACUCGAAAGAAACAUGCCAAGAAGUCCCAACAGCAGCCAACCAAUCAACCGGAUCCCAACUCAGGACCACCUACCAGCGGACCAAGGCAGAAGAAGGAUAAGAAGGCUCCCAAGGUCAAGCGUUUUAUUCCACCACCAACUUAUACGGGUGAAAUCGAUCCGGUGGAUAUCUUCAAGAUCGGCUUGGAUGGCAGUCCAGUCCAACCUGAACGGGCAGUAAUCCUACGCAAGGUCGGAAAGAAAGACCCAGUGACGAUCGAGAGAGGACUUGAUGAAUGGAUCACUUGGAUCGAUUCCACCUUCAAUCCCACCUCGACCGAUCUUAAUAGUCAGCAAGUCAACCAACCACCUCAGCCUGUCGAGCUCAUCGCCACCGUGCCCGUCUUGAUUCAUCAUUUCCCUCGGCUGGUCGUACACCCAUCUCGUCGAGUUCGAGUCCUCGUCUUAAGCCUACUGGAUACCUUCAUCGGUUUUCAACACGAUCAAGAUCACCCCUGUAGGUCGAUAUUAUUGAAUCCAGUCGAAUUAGAAAAACCCGAGUACAUCGGCAGUUGGAUCAUCAGCUUAUGGGACCCCGAUAAGACAGCUCGGGCCAUUGCUACUAAGAUUUGGAAGGAAAUCGUCGACUUGACCGUUGGUGAAUCGACUCAAGUCCAAGGCAAAUUCAAGUUGUGCGAGUAUGACUCCGAAAUCCUUCAUCAUCUGAUCAAUUACAUCCAACAUUCCUCGGACGGGGUAGAUUCACCAGAACCUGGGACCUCUCAAUCCAUCCCUCGUAAGGUCGCCAUCCUAUCCGAAUCCUCAGAAUCCACAUCUUGUCGUCUCAGGGCAUCGGCAUUUGAGGCAUUAGCCCAUUUACUCCAAAUCCAUCCAAUUCCUGAAAAAAUCUUUGAUCACAUCACUAACUCAUCAAUUGCUCAACAUCAAACGUGGGAGCUCAUCAACUCAAACAAGAAUCAAGAACCCUUGGUUCGAAGAGCUAUCUGGGUAUUGAUUCAAACUCUGACUGCCCGUGAAGUCUGUCGGCCUUUACUCGACGCCCUCCUGCCUGUUUUCUCGUUUGCGGCCUUGGAUGCCGCCUUCACGGAAAGAGAUUUUAGCGUACAGGGUACAAUGAUCAUUGGAUUGGUGGGACUUCUUAAAAUUUAUCCUACGCUGUGGUGGGCGCCAAACCAGUCGACCUCAAACCAAUCUAUACCCGCGAGUGAAGACAAGCAUCCCACUUCUUCAGUUGUAAACGAAUCCUCGUCCGAUCGACCGUCAAUCUUAGAUAGGUUUUACACCUUCCUAGAGAUUGGCUGUCCAAGCAAUCCCACUCUUCUUUAUCCUGCCUUGAUCUUGAUCUUGGUCUCAUUCCCGGUCACAAUCGAACAUACUGAACAAUUCUUCGCUCACUUUUGGGCGGCUUUCGAAUCACGAGCUCUUCGAUCGAGUGGUGCCCGAGGUCUCAAUGAGUUCUAUAGCGCGUGGGGUGAAUGUCUAUUACUCUUCGGGAAAUCGCUCGGGGAUCAAGCGGAUUCGGUUGUCCAAAAUCAACUUACCAAAACUUGGACACAACUGAUUGAUUCCGAUGAUCAAACUGAAGCUGGAUUCAAUGCUUUGAGCUCGGUCAUUAUCAAGAUUGCGCACAAGUCAAGCUUUGCAUCAAACUACGUCUGGUCAAUUAUUGGGGCAGCAGUACAAGCCGAACCUCAAGAGAAAAAAGUUUUACGAUAUCUGGCGUUUUUUUCCAAAGCACGCAUCUCUCAUCCGCACGAAUCACAGGGAACGAAUGCUAGAGAAGCUAGUGUUCUACUCUGCCAACAUGUGCUAAAUCAUUUCAACGGCUUGGUCGAGGUUACCGAACAGGCGGCUUGGGUUCCUGUGCUUAGUAAAAUUCUGAAAGAAGAAUCCGCUGGGAGAAGUGUUUUGAAUGACUCUUCAAUCGAUUCACUGGUGAAAUUCUGCCGGGAUUUUCUACCCGAUGCAGUCUGGGGAGGCUCCAGGCCGCAUUACAGCUUAUUUCUCGACAUUCUUCAAACUGCAGUUGAUCGUCUGGCCAGUCCUGCUUGGGUGGCCGUCAUGGAUCUCGACAAAUAUGUCGCCGAUCUAACCACUGUCAAGCAUUCCAUCUUAUGCGGGAUACUCAAUUACGCUGCGAAGUUGGAUGCGAGCUUGAAGUUGCCAAAGUUGGAAAUCGAUCGGUUCGUGUUGGGAUGCCUCGAGCAACACCUUGGAAGCAGCCCAACAUUUCAUGACAUUAUCGAAGUAACUUUGACCCGCCCUCAACUAUUCAUUCAAAAAGGAACACUUAGACGCAUGUUUUACAUCGUGACCAACGAGCUUCAUGUCCAGGCGAAGCUGCUGCUACAAAGUCCUCAAUCAUCAACUCAACCCAAGCUGCACCUAGUUUUACCGAUGUGCAAUCUGCAUCUCCAGCAUUUAGAGGAACUCGUCCUUGCACAGGAGUCUUCAUUUAUUUCAACUUUGAAGCAGGCUGCUGUCGAUUUGUUCUCUGUUGAAUCCUUUUUGCCCCUGAUGGGGGAUGAAUCCGUAGAGGAGUUGGUUCACAUUGCGCAUGAAAGUUACUCACUUGCCCUUGGCCUCUAUCCGACUACUCAGCUACCAGACCUUCAUCGCGCAAUCUUUACGUUGCUUGGUGACUGCAUUACAAAUGUUCAGUGUUCAGUUCACCCUUUCGACCUGAUGGAAAGCUUGAGAGUUUUCCUCGAGCAGCCUUGUUCGCUCGAGGCUGUCGACUUCUUAUGCACAUUACCCAUCGGGAAUAUCAGCGACAACUUAAUCACACCACUGUUUUCACCUCGGAAGUUUUCACCUUUGCUUCCCAUGAUCAAUUGUCUGAUUCAGUCUUCUGCAGGCGGUGAACAUGAAGUCGAUGUUAAUCUUGCAUCCAAAUACGACAGAAUCGUGCUUGCCAUACUGGAUCUUUUUACCCGAGAUCGACAGUUAGCCCAAAAUCAUCUUUGGCUAUGGGCACAUUGCAUGUACAUUGGUGAACUAGCACGUUUUUCCAGCUCCACUUCUUCGCCCCCCGCAGCAACAAAUCGGCUUCUAUCCGAGGAUGAACUGGAAUCGAUUGUAUCAGCGGUUGAUACCAACACCACAUAUCUAGUAUCAUCCCUUUCUGCCCAUGUGUCUUCGUCGUGGCAUUCUGACAUCGUCAUGAAAAUGGAUGCGCCGGAAAAUCACCUGCCUAGUGAGACGGAUCCGCUGAAAACCCUUAUCUUGAAUCUUGCAAUCGAGUCUCGCCGGGAAGCUACCAAAGAUCUUGCGACGGUUGCACUUCACAAAGUCCUGAGUACUUUGUUCAAGUACUCAGACACAGGCCCGAAUGACUUUGAAAAAUGGUUCAAAUUCUCUCAACAGGUUCAAAGUUCUCAUAGCAAUCUUUGUUUAUCACUGAUCCGAAGUCUCAAGUCAUAUCUAUUUGCGGAGGAAAGCUUUCAGAAAUAUCAAAAUCGGUUGGCUGGCAAAUUGACCGACGUGUCCUCGAACCAGGCUAACACCGAAGGUUUACACCUCAUCCAGGUUUUGUGUGCGACUGCUCCGCCACUCGAUUCGACGCACAUCUUUUUGCCUCAACAAAGGGUAAUCUUCUUGCUACAAGCGGUCAGUGGAUGGUUGAAAAGUGACGACGAAAUAGGGCACGAGCUCAACAUUAAAUUGCUUGAGUUGUUCUCGGACCUUGCACCCAUCGUUCAGACUGUCAUGGGAGCUCAUUGGGAUCAAAUGGUGGACCUGAUCGAAAUCAACUUGGAAGAAGCCUCCUGGGAAGAUGAAGAGUCGCUUUUAUUGGUAUGGCAGUCAUGCCUAUUGAUUAAAACUCUGCAAAGUAUCAUGAGGCACAAUCAUGCUCUCAAAACCCAGAUUGGUUCUCAAGUUCAAGGAUGCCUCAAGUUGGUGCUGGAACUGUUUUGCUCAGCUCCCCUUCGAUCUUCUAUGCCUACAACAACUGCUUCACUCAUGCAUGUUAUCGAAGAUGUUUUGAGCGAUAAUGAAGCCCAGUCUUUAUACUCGGAUGUGCCUGUAUCAUCGCUUGUCAAUUCACUUUACAGCCCCUCAAUAAGGUCAAGCGUUUUGGGGUUGACAAUAGCGCAAGCAGCUGUCAAGCAUCUCGUUGACAAUCUGGCCAUUGAAAUCGAGCUGAAUUCAGAGAGCGCUGUAUCACCUGCGUUGCCUGAUAAGCUUGUGAACUCUAUCCAGGCUUUUAAAGAUGAACACCCAACUGCGACUUUGAUGAGCUGGGUGCUCAUAUUUUCUUUCUUUCGAAAUGCGUCAUCGCGCCUCCGAAACAGUUACAGUUCACAACUCCGUGAGGCCAAUCUAGUAUCUGAAAAUCUAAUCCCACUCCUUCACGAGAUUCUGGAAGUUGCUGAGCGGGGAAAACCAAUCGAUAUCUCCAUCUGGGACGUCGCUUCAUUUGAUUUUUCCCUCAUGGAAAGUACAAGGCUCAGACCCAUCCCUCUAGCUGCAUAUGUGUACUUUCUGGCGCUUCGGGCGGUCCCCUCACAAAUUCGAUCUUGGUGGGAGGAAUGUCGAAACAAACAGCUUUCAAGUACUAUUGUUAGCUUCAUCAGCAGGCAAUUUUCACCGAUUCUCAUCAGCCAAGAACUUGGCAAGUUCAAAGAACCGUCAACGCUCCAAUCACUGACCGACGAGAAUCUUGCAAUCAAAGUCAGCCCGGUGAUCAAGGAAGUCAAGGUGACUUAUACUGUCGAUGAAGAGUCUAUGGAGAUCGUUAUUAGAAUCCCCAGUGAUUAUCCACUACAGCCAGUUGAAGUGCUUGAUAUCAGAAAGGUUGGAAUUCCGGAUACUACGUGGCGUGCAUGGCUGUUGGUGGUACAACAAUCAAUUGCCAAUCAUAAUGGGUCAAUCGCGGAUGCUAUUGGGUUGUUUAAAAAGAACAUUUCUUUGCACUUUGAGGGUGUUGAAGCUUGUGCAAUUUGUUAUGCGAUCAUCUCGGUGGUGGACAGAAGUUUACCCAGUAAGGCUUGCCGGACAUGUCGCAAUCGGUUCCAUCCAAGCUGCUUAUAUAAGUGGUUUUCAACCAGUCAUGGCUCAUCUUGCCCGCUUUGUCGAUCACUUUUUUAAGAUAAAAAAAUCAAUCAACCAAUCACCAUGUAAUCUUCCUGCUUCACUAGCGUUUGACAAACAAAAUCUUCAAAACUUCAUGCUCUUUCUAUACAGAUUAAGACCACCUUUUACAACUGGGAAUAAAAUAAUGACAUAAUCAUGUAUCCCUAAUUUGAGUGUCUUGAUCAAUGUAUAACUUGGUG